AUGGAUUCCUCGUCAGGAAGAAAUCUGACGUCUUUUGGGGGGGAAACCUCCGAUCCUACGACCUUUAAGCCCUAUGACCCUGAAACCCUAGACGAUGCGCGCUUCAUCCCGAACGCCUUGGACUUUGCCUACCGAGCCUUCUUGGCUGACAAUGCCGUUGCAUUAUCAGUCCCUCCGGUGUUUUCCAAUGCGCAAGCUGUGGACAGCGCCUCAUUCGCCGGCCGGGGCGCAAGCUUCACCGUGUAUCGACGUCGCAUCCCGCCCCAGAAGCCACUAACGUCGGUUACAAACAUGGACGGCCUGUUGAUCGAAAUUAGGGACAAACGGAAGCUACCGGAGGUUGUAGCAUACAAAGUGGCCGUCAUCGAGUUUUCAGAUAAAGGUGAAGCCACUCAAACGUCCCGACACGCCAUAGACGCUGCAAUCAUGGAACUCUACCUCUCGACGCACCGCCCAAUCCUGCAACACCCCAAUCUCGUAGACUUUCUUGGAUUGGCAUGGGGAGCAAACCCAUUUAACUCGUCGCAGAAACUGCCAGUUCUCAUGGUAGAGUUUGCGGAGCACGGGAGCCUCUGGCAACUGCAGCAGAGGGAGUAUCUCGGCAUAGAGACUCGCCGUAAGCUCUGCCUUGAUGUCUGCAAAGGCCUGCAUAUGCUUCAUUCAUGCGGUAUCGUUCAUGGCGACAUCAAGGCACAGAAUGUCUUGAUAUUUACAGAUGCAGAGCACAAGUACAGAGCCAAAGUGAAUGACUUCGGCUACUCCCAGGUGAUAAAUACUGAAAGGAGCAGCCUCUUGCUAGGAGGAACCCGGCCGUGGAAGGCCCCGGAGGCGAAGACAGCAGUCGCAGCAUCAGACGCAAAGUAUACCGACAUAUACUCAUUGUCCCUCUUUAUCUGGUGUACAUUUGCGCAUGGUCAAAACAUCUUCAAACUCCUCGUGGACCCCUCCAAACAAGGCGAAGACUUCUACGCGGAAGCGGAGAAUCUGAAGGAAACCCAGGAGCUAGCAGCCCAGACAGAUAUUUCUGCAUGGUACCUGAAAGCCAUUAUGGCCACUACUUAUGGCGACACCGGCCAGUUCCUCCAGCGCUUCCAGUCUCUCCAGCAGCAAUUGCAGCAGAACAACACACAGGCCAACAACCCAGCAUUUGGCAUUGACGACAUUGAAAAGAUUCUGUGUGCAAUUCCACCCGCGCUUUUUCAAGCGAUGGAGCCACUGAAGCAACAGCUGAUCGCAACUGUUGAAAGUUUGGGCUCAUACGAAACGAUGAAAAGAGCUGUGACAAUAGGAUUGUCGAAUGAGCCACAACAAAGGGACCUAGAACAAAUCAUGGUCGCCCUGGGCCACAAUGGUUCGUUUACUCAAGAUAGUGCGGAGCCGAAUCAAGUGUUGAAAUCGAACCUCAAUCAACAUUUCUUCACGUGGCGCCACUGGACAGGGAUGGACCCUUCCGUUCAGAGGUACCUGACAACAACAUACAUCCAAAGAGGCGAGGGCGAGGUUAAGAAAGGUAUGAUAAACCCACCGGAGGCGUUCCUUCUCACGGCUCUCUACAUCAACGGAUACGGUGUAGACAAAGAUACAUCGCAAGCAUUGAGAUGGCUCUUUAACGCCUGGGGAGUGAAACAUCCACUGGCGUCGGCGUACGGGUACAGAAUCGCGCAGGCCAUCGGGCGCACGCCUGAUAACCCACACAGCGUAAUCGAAACGCUGGAACUAAUGGCCCUACGUGGUUCGAGAACUGCCCUCGAAGAUUUAGCCAUGCUCUCCAAGGAUACCUACGAGAAGACGAAGAAAACCAUCCGUGACGUCCUCGCAGGCACAGGCGCGAAUUUCUUCUUCAAGGCAGAAAUGCUCCACGGAUUCGCUCACAAUAUGUGGAUCAGAACCUUUGAAAACAUUCCCAUCUUGCUUGAGAACUUUUCUCAGUUCGAUUCCAUCGCCGACUACACAGCCAACAAGCGAGGUGACCGGAUUCUUCAUGUGGCCGCAAGUUGCGGUCAGACGGAAGCCAUCGGGGCUCUAUUGAAUCACUUUCCGUCACUUGAAGUUAAUCAGCUCAACGAUCAAGGCGAGACGCCGCUUCUCUGUGCUUGCCGCGCUGGGCAGCAUGAUACGGUAUUGUGGCUUACUUCCAAUGGAGCAACGGCGUCGGUGGCGCGGAAUGGAGAGUCUCCGCUCCACUGGCUGAUAUCGUUUGAUGAUCAGGAGAUUGAAAGCGUUGGCCCAGCGCUGAUCCAAGCCGGCGCGGAUGUAAAUGCCAAGACGACCACAUUCAUCGCCUACCAAGCAGGGUUCCCGGCAUCGCUAGAUAUUGAUCGGCUCCCGGAGGGUCAUCCAAUCGGAUGGGCGACUCAGUGUGACCGUCCCAAAAUUGUCAAAUUCUUGCUAUCCCACACGGCCGAUCCGAGGAUGUGCAAUACAUCGUGGCCUCAAGCAAGAAGUGCGUUGGAGAUUGCAGCAUCGCAGCUUCGUUCAGAGUGUCUGGAGUUGAUGAUCCAUGCCAUCGAGCAAUUCAACCUCGAACAAGGGGCAGAGAAACGCGGCGGCUUCUUUGUGACGGGUCUCCUUCAGCAGGCCGUUUACGGCAGCAGCCUGUUCGACAUGAUCCUAUACCACGGGUCGAGAUACCAACAGGCGAUGGAAUCGACUUUCCAGUGCCUAUUGCCAAGGACCAGCAGACUUGUCUCCCCCCAAGGCUACGGUGGCUUCAACCAAACCCUUCUAUACCUGGCCGUCUCGCUAGCCCGAGAUGAGUUGGUUGAAUAUCUCCUCAAGUACGGAGCUGACGUCAUCAAAACUGGAGAAAACUAUGAUGAAGAAGUGCUUCAAUCCCAAGACGUCGGUGCGUUCAAAACCGCUGACAUUAACCGCGCAUGCGGCGUUGACCUGCGAACGCCGCUCCUAGAGGCCGUUCGAUGGAAUCGUCCCACGAUGGUCAACCUCCUCCUUGAGCAUGGAGCUCACGCCACGGGAGCUUCCAAGAAUCCUUUCAGUGGACAAGAUUCAACGUGGACCGCUUUCCAUGUCCUUGCGUAUGCAGGGCAAAACGAUACACGACUGGUCCAACCCCUUCUUGACCACGGCGCGCCCCUCGACGGCUUCCCGGACGAAUCCGGCAGAACCGAAUCCCCACUACUCGUCGCGGUGCAGAACGACCAGUUCCAACUCGCCGAAUGCUUUAUAUCGCAUGGUGCCGAUAUCAACUUCACCAGCAUGAGCAGUGGCCAUCUGAGCUUCACAUACCCCACGACUAUCUUGGGCCAUGUCAUCGCCUCCAACGCGCGAAAUUCAAUCGCACGACUCCGCUACCUCCUUGGCAGCGCGGACUGCUUAGAAUUCAUCGUCGAGCCAGCCCGGCAGUGGACGGCGCUCCACCGCGCCGCAGCCGCUCACAUCGACGCCGAGUUCCGCGGGACAGAUGCAACCGAGGCGGCUGAGCUGGACUGGACUGACAUCGAUUGGAGUGCAAACCGCGAGAUUAUGAAUGAGCUACUAUUGCGAUUUAAUGAUCCGGCAGAGCUUGAUGCUGUCGAGAAAAGCAUGGGGCUAACGGCGAUGCACCUGGCAGUUCUCACAGGUAACGAUGCCGCAGUGAAAUUGCUUCUUGACAGGGGUGCUAUGUCGAGUGCAGGUGGCCAGGGACCAACGGCCGCUGAUAUGGCACUUGGAAUACAGAUGGAGAAGUUGUCUAUGAGUGAGGAAGGUGUGCGGCCUGGCCAGGAGGAGGUAGCGGCCCGUAAGAGCUUCUCCGCAAACGCUUGCGAGAUGCGUCUCUACGGGUACCAAUUACUUGCCUCCUCGGCUGUUGUCAGUACAGUCGUCGGGCAAGGUAUCAUCCCCUCGACCAAUGCCAUCCCAGGAUUCGAAGCUCCUGCAGCCGAGUAUCGUCCCAAGUUCAGAUACUGGCUUCCAGAUGCAGAUGUCGAUCACGAUGUCCUCAAAACCGACAUCCAAGACCUCCAAGAGCUCGGCGCCGGCGGUCUGGAAUUCCUCCCGUUCUACAACUAUGGCUUCGGCGGCGUGAACGACUCCAAGAUGGAGACAUAUGCUUUUGGCAAGCCUGCGUUUAGAGAUGUUCUCCAGAUUGCGCUUGAAGCUACCAAAGAGAAUGGGCUGUCGAUGGACGUAGCGCUGGGUGCUAGCCAGGGUCAGGGCGUUCCGUCCAAGCCGCUUACCCCUGGUCUUGCUGUGCAGCUCGUCUAUGGGAAGGUGUCUGUCAAGGGAGGAGAGAAGUUCGAUGGGGCUUUGCCAGCUGCUGAUAUUGACUGGAAUGAGAAUUUGGGGUAUAUUCAUCCCCAGGAAAAGUUUGGUGGUAACCGCCUUAUCGGGGUCUCUGCCGCUGCCAUCGCUUCUAGUAAGCCAUUCCCUGCACGGAAUACCCACUCCGACAGCCAUGCCUUUACUAAUUCCUUUGAAGCAAACUCCUUUGAUGACAGCAAUGUUUUCGUCGCCCUGCAUGAGAAGUCACUGAUCGACCUUACCAACAACGUCAAGAACGGCAAGCUCACAUGGACGGCGCCAAAGGAUUACGAAGAGUAUGUUUUAUUCGCGCACUACGAGCGCUACACUAACCAGCGAUCCUGCGAUGGCGUGCCCACAGAUGUCAUCGCGAACGGCUCCUGGGUCACGGACCAUUUCAGCGCUGCUGGUGCAAAGCUAGCUUCCCAAUUCUGGGAGAAGAAUCUCUUGACGACCCAGAUCCGUCAGUUGCUCAAGGAGGUUGGCAAGCACACUUGGGAGGACAGCAUGGAGAUCCAAGCUUCGCUUUACUGGUCUCCUGAUUUUCCUGAUCGCUUCAAGGCCAAGCGAGGUUAUAAUGUGAUCAAGUAUCUUCCACUGCUGUUCCAUAAGUCAACUUCCUUCACAGCGGCUCAGGCUCCCUAUAACACCACCUUUUACCUCGAAGGGACUCCGGAUGACGGACAGAGCAAGUAUCUCCAGGACUACCGACUGGCCUUGAACGAGGGGUACCAGGAGUAUCUACAGUACUUUGAGACCUGGGCUGAAUCGCUGGGCCUCUCUCACUCGUGUCAAGUUGGGUAUAACAUUCCUAUAGACAUUCUCGCCGACGUACCGAUUGUUGACAACCCCGAACUCGAAUCUCUAGCCUUCAAAACACCAGAUCAAAUGUCACAAUUCGUCGGCCCCGCGCAUCUCGGACGUCGCAACAUCAUCUCCACGGAGAUCGGCGCUGUCGCACAAGGUGCAUAUAGCCUGACUAUUCCCUCCCUCGUCACCCUCUUCCACGACGCAUUCGCAGGCGACGUCAAUGCCAUGAUGAUCCAUGGGAUGACAUACACUGGCGAGCAACUCGGAUCGACCUGGCCUGGAUUCACGCCGUUUCAGUAUAUCUACACUGAGCUAUGGAGCCCAAAGCAGCCGGCGUGGAAGUAUAUGGGUGAGAUGAUGAACUACACUGCCAGAAACCAGUUUGUACUGCAGCAGGGAGUGGCUAAGAAAGACCUAGCCUUUUACUUAUACAAAGAUCCUUUUGGCGUAUCUGAUGAGUAUAAUGGUACAGUUCUUCGAGCAACUGGCUUCACGUACGAGUACUUUUCGCCAGCCAACUUUGGAUCCAAAGCCUUCAAGGUGACGAACAAGGUUUUGGACGCUGCAGGUGCAGGAUAUCGAGCGCUCAUCCUCGAUCAGCAACAGUUCAUCACUCCCGAAGCAUCGCAGAAGCUCGUUGAGUUAGCCGAUGCAGGCCUUCCAAUUGUCGUCAUCGGAAGUCUCCCCAGCACUACUAUUGGGAGCAAAGGGCAGGAUGUUGUGAGCAAGAAUAUCUCGAAGCUCAAGGGAUCCAAGUACUCCAACGUUGCUUUCAUCAAAUCCGCCGAUGAUCUGCUCAAGGCCCUCGAUAAGCUUUCCAUCAAGCCAAGAGUGACGACAGGCUCAGAUGCUGCGAAAGACUUGUACACCGUGUGGAGGUCGGACAAGGGCUCGGACUAUCUUCUUCUCUUCAACCAGGGCUCUGCAUCGGCUUUUGAGAUCACGGCAGAGGUUGAUCCGGGCAAGGUUCCUUAUAAGCUGAACGCAUGGACUGGACAACAAGUUGCUAUGGCAUCCUUCAAGCGCUCUUCUGACAAGGCCAGCUUCCAGGUAUCGUUGGAACAAGGCCAGACAGCGAUUAUUGCAUUCACCAAUGGGAAGUCGAAGACUAGCAUCGUGUCGCAGUCGGAGAACGUCAUCAGCGCUUCCUACGGUUCUGAUGGCAAAGAGGAUAUCUCCGCCAUCUUGGGAGAUGACAAGGCCGCCUCCUUGACAUUGUCCAAUGGACAGACAAGGAAGAUUCCUGCUGCCAGUAGCAGCGACAAGAAGAAUGCACUUAACAUCGAUAUCACCAACUGGAACUUGACUCUUGAGUCUUGGGUUCCUGGUCCUGACGAGGCAAAGUCCGCAUCUGUCAAGAAGGCGAUGAAUCUUGGCACUCAGACGACCUUGAAGCCUUGGUCCGAGAUCCCUGGAGCACAGAAUGUUUCCGGCGUCGGUACAUACACAGCCACUUUCCAGGUCCCGCGAGUCCCAAGCAAGGAUUCCAUCGCUGUACUGCAGUUUGGUCCUGUGCUCAACACCAUUCGAGCUUGGGUCAACGACAAGCAGCUCCCAGCGAUCGAUAUUUACGAUGCUCAAGUUGAUUUCUCGGAUUAUCUGGUUAAGGGAAGCAACACGAUUCGGGUGGAGGUGGCAUCUACCUUGUUCAAUGCGGUCAAGGCCAGAGUUGAUUAUGUCAAGGCGAAUGGGAUUGGUCCUGCUGCGCCUGCCUUUUAUACAUCUGCAGAUUGGCAAAAGCACGGGCUUAUUGGGCCAGUUUCCAUCAAGACUCUGCGCAAGGUCAGCUUGUAG
This is a messenger RNA of Fusarium tjaetaba, 6846 nucleotides long. RefSeq names its product death-associated kinase 1. Gene Ontology annotation, biological process: protein phosphorylation. The transcript has 10 exons. Gene Ontology annotation, molecular function: protein binding; protein kinase activity; ATP binding. Bases 1 to 6846 code for a protein of 2281 amino acids. NCBI's taxonomy places the organism in Eukaryota, Fungi, Ascomycota, Sordariomycetes, Hypocreales, Nectriaceae. The record is from RefSeq and is a predicted model, not a curated record.